AUGUGCUUCUACAGGACCAAGCUAUACAAGGCCUGCGGGCAUUCCGAGUUCCGGCGCUUCAUGUGCAACCCGGUACCCAUCAGUAACACCCGACACCAAUCGGAUCUUGAUUUCGAUGGCCUGGUACACAUCAAGAACCACCUUGUCUGCGGCGAACCGCCGCAACAUGUGAACGACCUCGAACUUGGUGUCUGCGGCCAUUGCCGCAAAGCGAGGCACCCGGACAAAGGGGCGGGGCGGAGGAGCGCGAUCCUCGAGAAAGAACGAACCCGUGUACAGCCAAGCAUCCAGAUCUUUGUGCCGGUAAUAAGCUCAAGUACCGACAACUUAGCCGCCAUUCUGGAGUUGCUAACGUUGGAUGUUCAGGAGUCCGAUGCCAAAGAGGCAGAGCUUGACGAGAAGUCCGAGAAUGUUCAAGUACCUGCCGACGUCAUCGAAGAGCGGCGUCUCUUCAAGCAGAGUGUCGUGGAGGCGGUCGAGGAAUGUCGACAGCUUCGUGUAGAAAUCGAAAAGGAUCAGGCCAAGGCCAGAUCUCUGCUCGACGCCAUCGGAAGCCUGAGCGAAUAUCGCGCCAUUCGCUGCAAGAGCGAACCUUCAGCCAUCAUCAGCAACACCGAGCAUCCAACGAAGCCACGACUUGUCAACCAGGCGCCAUCUCAUGCUCAGCCAGAAAAGUCAGAUUACCACGCCUUGUCGCAUUCGGCGACCAAAGUCCGUCGCGGACUUUUUGAGGCCAAAGGGCGAGUCCGCUCCAUGAUCGACGCCUUCAAUGGCAAGAACGAGGUCAGCCCAGUAAUCCCACGUAUUCACCACAAGCGCAUGGUAACCUCCAUCGCCAACACCAUCAACCGGCAAAGCGAUGCCCAGCAUCCAGCAAAACCUCAGCCUCCCGUCGUUCCCAAGAAGACAGGCUUGACUUGCCGGCCCCUGCCGCUGCCUCCCUAUCCAGACCCCUGGACUCUGUCCAAGCCGGCAAAGCUCCAGAUCCUCUCGAGGCACCAAUACCACAGACUGGUGCCCGUCCCAGAAGAGUCCGACUCGAAAUCUCUGGUUCUCGCAAAUUCCGUUACCAACACCGUCAUCCUUCGCCGCGCAAAAGCCAUCAAAGUGCGAAACCUCAACGCCUUUCACUGCCCGGUCAGGCAGCCGCGCUUCGGACUCAAGCGGAAAGUGUUGGCUCCACCUGUUCCCCGCCAUUCGACGCCGCCAGUUGCUGUGCCGUGUUCAAAAUUUGCGGAUCUUGGCCGCCGUAGGGUCUCGGAACUGGAGUGGCGCUUCGUAAUUUGA
Neurospora tetraspora is the source of this 1287-nucleotide messenger RNA. RefSeq lists its product as uncharacterized. The transcript has 2 exons. The record is from RefSeq and is a predicted model, not a curated record. Lineage: Eukaryota; Fungi; Ascomycota; Sordariomycetes; Sordariales; Sordariaceae. The coding region runs from base 1 to 1287 and encodes 428 amino acids.